AUGGAAGAAGACGAUGAAGAAGUUUUAUCUGUCUCCGAGACUAGCGAUUCGAGCGACGAUUUCACCUGCGACGACUCUGAAGAUGGCGAUGAUGGUUUAUAUAGAUCUGGCAGUGAUGAAAAUUGUAAGGGGAAUGACGCCACACGACCAGCUGCAAGUCAUCAAAAAUCACAGAACGUGGAUGCUCUAUUGAGAGGAAAUCUUAUUGUCAAAAGGCAGUCACUACUUCCACGAGUUCUUUCGGUGACGGAAAGAGAAGCUGUUCUUAAGAAGCCUUUUAAACCUCCUUCUGCCGAUGGCUACUCCAAUCAGAAUGAACAACUGGUUCGCCGCCUGUGGGCUCGUAAACGGUUUGUACCUUGGGGUUCAAACAGACCAGCUUUGCUUCCCAUUACAAACAGGGUGAACGUUCCUAUUUCUGUGGAGGAGGAAGUGCCAGAAGAGAGUACCAGCUUGCCACCAGAAAUUGAACCAUUGAUCUUAUGGCAGCCUGAAAAAUCUGAAGAUGGAGAUGGCAAUUCAAUACCUAUAGAAGUGGAUCAUAUACUUGUCAAGUUCCUUCGACCCCAUCAAAGAGAAGGGGUCCAGUUUAUGUUUGAAUGUGUUUCAGGUCUAUGCUCUGCUGAUAUCAACGGCUGCAUUCUAGCUGAUGACAUGGGGUUGGGGAAGACUUUACAGUCAAUUACACUGCUGUAUACUCUUCUUCGUCAGGGAUUUGGUGGAAAGCCAAUGGUUAGGAAGGCAAUAAUCGUAACUCCUACCAGUCUAGUAAGCAACUGGGAGGCAGAAAUUAAGAAAUGGAUUGGUGAAAGAGUUAAGCUUGUUGCUCUAUGUGAAAGUAUUCGUGAAGAUGUCAUCUCGAGCAUUGAUAACUUCAGAAGUCCACACAGCAAAUUACAGGUACUAAUCGUUUCUUAUGAGACAUUUCGCAUGCAUUCAUCAAAAUUCAACGAUAGUGGUUCUUGUGAUCUUCUCAUAUGUGAUGAAGCACACAGGCUGAAAAAUGACCAGACACUGACUAAUAGAGCAUUGGCAGCUCUAUCUUGCAAACGACGCAUUUUAUUGUCUGGGACUCCAAUGCAAAAUCACCUAGAAGAGUUUUUUGCCAUGGUCAACUUCACUAACCCAGGGAUUUUGGGCGACGCUGCGUUUUUUCGACGUUAUUAUGAGACACCAAUCAUUUGUGGAAGAGAACCUACUGCCUCUGAAGAAGAUAAGCAUCUUGCCAAUGAGCGCUCAGCAGAAUUGAGUGCGAAGGUGAAUCAGUUUAUAUUGAGGAGGACUAAUGCAUUGCUAUCCAAUCACUUACCACCGAAGAUAGUUGAGGUUGUUUGUUGCAAGCUCACUCCUCUCCAAACAGAACUGUACAAUCAUUUCAUUCAUUCAAAAAAUGUGAAAAAAGCAAUUGCUGAAGAAGUGAAACAAACAAAAAUUCUGGCAUAUAUAACUGUUCUGAAGAAGCUUUGCAAUCAUCCAAAGCUGAUUUAUGAUACAAUAAAAAGCGGGAUCCCAGGGACAUCAGGGUUUGAGGACUGUAUGCGCUUCUUUCCUCCAGAAAUGUUCUCUGGAAGAUCUGGAUCUUGGACCGGUGGUGAAGGAGCAUGGGUUGAACUAUCAGGGAAGAUGCAUGUCUUGGCUCGUUUGUUGGCUCAGCUGCGUAAGAGAACAGAUGACCGAAUCGUAUUGGUUUCAAAUUAUACACAGACCCUGGACCUUAUUGUUCAAUUAUGUCGAGAAAGAAGGUAUCCAUUCUUAAGGCUUGAUGGGACUACAUCAAUCAGCAAAAGACAAAAGCUGGUCAACUGCUUCAAUGAUCCAUCAAAGGACGAGUUUGCAUUUCUUUUGAGCAGCAAGGCUGGUGGAUGUGGCCUCAACUUGAUAGGAGGAAAUAGACUUGUUCUGUUUGAUCCCGAUUGGAAUCCUGCCAAUGACAAACAAGCUGCCGCAAGAGUCUGGAGAGAUGGGCAGAAGAAGAGAGUAUACAUCUAUAGGUUUUUGAGCACUGGGACCAUUGAAGAAAAGGUGUACCAGCGUCAGAUGUCGAAGGAAGGGCUUCAAAAAGUAAUUCAACAAGAGCAAGCUGAUUCCAAGAUCCAGGGGAACAAUCUUUCGACAGAGGAUUUACGGGAUCUAUUUACAUUUCAUGAGGAUGCAAGGUCUGACAUUCAUGAGAAAUUGAUCUGCACACGCUGUCAGAACUCUGGAGGACAAGCAGCAGAUGAAACGCCUAAUGCGGGCAUGGGGGAUUGUGUUGGACCUCCAAAUGAAGGUUGUCAGUCUGAUGAAGAGGAUAUUGGGGGAUUUGCAGGUAUUUCUGGAUGCUUGCAUAACUUAAGAAGCUCAGAGAAACAGGUGGGUACCCCGUUGGAAGAGGAUCUAGCUAGCUGGGGUCAUCAUUCUUCCCCCAGUACCGUACCUGAUACAAUUUUUCAAGCAUCAGCUGGAGAUGAGGUCACUUUUGUUUUUACAAACCAAAUUAGUGGAAAGCUUGUACCUGUGGAAUCAGUAGUUAGGUCAAAGACGGAUGAAGCAAAUGCAGAUACACACUCAUCAAGGGGUAACUCGAACAAAAGUUAUGUGAUCUCAUCUAAACGUCAACAGACAAUACCGUAUACUAGUUCUAAUAGUGGGUCCAUCAGAAGCAAGCUACCAACUUUCGGUAAGACUUCGCAGUGGACACCCAAGGAGUUUAUAGGAAGACCAAUAGGAGGUAUAGCUCAUGUAGCAUCAAAACCUAAACCUUCUCUUGAAAAUUAUUUGCCUCAAAAGCGACUCUCUUCUAGUCAUGUAGAUGAUGAUGAUGAUUUUGCAUAAAUUCAGUUAAAU
Messenger RNA from Cynara cardunculus var. scolymus (artichoke), 2826 nucleotides. Its product is annotated as protein CHROMATIN REMODELING 25. The transcript has 21 exons. Gene Ontology annotation, cellular component: nucleus. Gene Ontology annotation, biological process: reciprocal meiotic recombination; double-strand break repair via synthesis-dependent strand annealing. The record is from RefSeq and is a predicted model, not a curated record. The coding region runs from base 1 to 2814 and encodes 937 amino acids. Gene Ontology annotation, molecular function: ATP binding; ATP-dependent chromatin remodeler activity; DNA translocase activity. Lineage: Eukaryota; Viridiplantae; Streptophyta; Magnoliopsida; Asterales; Asteraceae.